Molecule: messenger RNA, 2033 nt
Organism: Echinops telfairi (small Madagascar hedgehog)
Lineage: Eukaryota; Metazoa; Chordata; Mammalia; Afrosoricida; Tenrecidae
Gene: LONP1
Product: lon peptidase 1, mitochondrial
Exons: 14
Coding region: 156-1922 (588 amino acids)
Biological process (GO): proteolysis; mitochondrion organization; protein catabolic process
Cellular component (GO): mitochondrial matrix
Molecular function (GO): ATP-dependent peptidase activity; ATP hydrolysis activity; ATP binding
Source: RefSeq, a predicted model, not a curated record
AGAAUAAGAAACUGGUUGAGCUGCUCAGGAGGAAAGUGCGUCUCGCCCAGCCCUAUGCCGGCGUGUUUCUGAAGCGGGACGACAACAAUGAGUCCGACGUGGUUGAGAGCCUGGAUGAGAUCUACCACACGGGAACAUUUGUCCAGAUCCACGAGAUGCAGGACCUUGGGGACAAGCUGCGUAUGAUUGUCAUGGGGCACAGAAGGAUUCACAUCAGCCGGCCACUAGAGGUGGAGCCCGAGGAGCCGGAGGCCGAGAGCAAGCAGAAGGCACGCCGGAAGUCCAAGCGGAACAAGAAGGAGGCGGAGGAGGAGCAGCUGGGCGGCAAGAGCCCGGUGGAGGUGGUGAUGGAGCCCGGCUUGGGGGACCCUCGUGAGGUGCUCAUGGUCGAGGUCGAAAACGUGGCCCACGAGGACUUCCAGGUCACGGAAGAAGUGAAAGCCCUGACCGCAGAGAUCGUGAAGACCAUCCGCGACAUCAUCGCCCUAAACCCUCUCUACAGGGAGUCGGUGCUGCAGAUGAUGCAGGCGGGCCAGCGAGUGGUGGACAACCCCAUCUACCUGAGCGACAUGGGCGCCGCGCUGACCGGGGCCGAGUCCCACGAGCUGCAGGAUGUCCUGGAGGAGACUAACAUCCCCAAGCGCCUGUACAAAGCCCUGUCCCUGCUAAAGAAGGAGUUUGAGCUGAGCAAGCUGCAGCAGCGCCUGGGUCGGGAGGUGGAGGAGAAGAUCAAGCAGACGCACCGCAAGUACCUCCUGCAGGAGCAGCUGAAGAUCAUCAAGAAGGAGCUGGGCCUGGAGAAGGAGGACAAGGACGCCAUCGAGGAGAAGUUCCGUGAGCGCCUCAAGGAGCUCGUGGUCCCCAAGCACGUCAUGGACGUGGUGGACGAGGAGCUCAGCAAGCUGGGCCUGCUGGACAACCACUCGUCCGAGUUCAAUGUCACUCGCAACUACCUGGACUGGCUGACUUCCAUCCCAUGGGGCAAGUACAGCAACGAGAACCUGGACCUGGCGCGGGCCCAGGCGGUGCUGGAGGAGGACCACUACGGCAUGGAGGACGUGAAGAAGCGCAUCCUGGAGUUCAUCGCCGUUAGCCAGCUCCGAGGCUCCACCCAGGGCAAGAUCCUCUGCUUCUACGGCCCCCCGGGCGUGGGCAAGACCAGCAUUGCCCGCUCAAUCGCCCGGGCCCUGAACCGAGAGUACUUCCGCUUCAGCGUGGGGGGCAUGACUGAUGUGGCUGAGAUCAAGGGGCACAGGCGCACGUAUGUGGGGGCCAUGCCAGGAAAGAUCAUCCAGUGUUUGAAGAAGACCAAGACAGAGAACCCCCUGAUCCUCAUCGAUGAGGUGGACAAGAUCGGCCGGGGUUACCAGGGUGACCCUUCGUCAGCCCUGCUCGAGCUGCUGGACCCAGAGCAGAAUGCUAACUUCCUGGACCACUACCUGGAUGUGCCCGUGGACUUGUCCAAGGUGAUGAAGGAGAGUGCGCGGAUCGCCUACACCUUCGCCAGGGCCUUCCUAAUGCAGCGAGACCCCACCAACAACUACCUGGUCACCUCACACAUCCACCUGCAUGUGCCCGAGGGUGCCACCCCCAAGGACGGCCCUAGUGCGGGCUGCACCAUCGUCACGGCGCUGCUCUCCCUUGCCAUGGGCCAGCCUGUGCGACAGAACCUGGCCAUGACCGGCGAGGUCUCCCUGACCGGCAAGAUCCUGCCCGUUGGGGGCAUCAAAGAAAAGACCAUUGCCGCCAGGCGGGCUGGUGUGACGUGCAUGGUGCUGCCAGCCGAAAACAGGAAGGACUUCCACGACCUGGCACCCUUCAUCCGAGAGGGCCUGGAGGUGCACUUUGUAGAGCACUACUGCGAGGUCUUUGACAUCGCCUUCCUGGGCGAGGGGGCACAGGCCCUGGCUGUGGAGCGGUGACUGCUGCCUGGACACCUCGGCCAGGACAGACGCGGGGCUCCCCUAACUAUGGCUUAAUCAUGGAGUAGGGUACAGGAACUAUUUAAUUAUGAUUAAAAUCCAUUUUCAGUA